This is a messenger RNA of Trichosurus vulpecula (common brushtail), 1458 nucleotides long. Its product is annotated as steroid 21-hydroxylase. Lineage: Eukaryota; Metazoa; Chordata; Mammalia; Diprotodontia; Phalangeridae. The record is from RefSeq and is a predicted model, not a curated record. Gene Ontology annotation, biological process: hormone biosynthetic process; progesterone metabolic process. The coding region runs from base 1 to 1458 and encodes 485 amino acids. Gene Ontology annotation, molecular function: heme binding; steroid 17-alpha-monooxygenase activity; iron ion binding. The transcript is spliced from 10 exons.
AUGCUGCUUUCCUUGGUACUGCUGCUGGUCCUGCUAGCUGCCCUAGGGUGGCUAUGGAUGCAGCUGACUGUCUCACCUCAUCAUCCCCCACCUCUAGUCCCUGGCUUUUUCCACCUCAUUCGAGCUGAUCUCCCAAGCUAUUUUCUGAACCUUGCACAGAAAUAUGGGCCACUCUAUCGGCUUCACCUUGGGAUACUAGAUGUGGUGGUCCUGAACUCCAAGAAGGCAAUUGAAGAGGCCUUUGUGAAGAAAUGGAUGGAUUUUUCAGGGAGACCUCAAACAUUUCCUUACCAACUGGUAAGCAAAGAUGGCCAGGACCUGUCUCUAGGGGACUACACACCACUCUGGAAGGCCCAGAAGAAACUGGCCCGUUCUGCUCUUCUGUAUGUGCACAAUAAUAUGGAGCCUGUCAUGGAGAAUAUGGUACAGGACUUGUGUAAGAGGCUCCUUGCCCGUGCUGGCUCUCCUGUGGACAUAUCUAAGGAGUUAUUCAUGUUCACUUGUAGCAUCAUCUCCUUCCUCAGUUUUGGGGAAAAGACAGAGUCUACAGUUCAGGAAAUUAAAGACUGCAUCGAGGAAUUGAUCCUAGGCUGGGAAUCUUGGCAAGUCCAGAUUUUGGACUUCCUACCCUUUCUCAGGUUUUUCCCCAGCCCAGGUCUCAGGAAACUGAGGCAGUCAAUAAAGAAACGGGACAGGAUUAUGCAGAAGUACUUGACACAGCACAAGGAGACAAUGGUGGAAGGACAGACUCGGGAUUUGACUGAUUAUAUGCUACAAAAACUAAGGGAGCAAGGAGAGGGCCCAGGUCAGCUUUCUGAGGGACACGUGCAGAUGAUAUUGGUGGACUUAUUCAUCGGUGGCACAGAGACCACAGCAGUCACCAUCAGCUGGGUCGUGGCCUUCCUGCUUCACCACCCAGAGAUACAGAGGCGGCUGCAUGAAGAGCUGGACCAAGAGCUGGGGCCAGGUGUUUCGGGAAGCCCUCCCAACUAUGGAGACAGGGCUCGGUUCCCCCUGCUCAAUGCUACCAUUACUGAGGUGCUCCGGAUGAGACCCGCAGCCCCCUUGGCCCUUCCACACUGCACCCAAAAGUCCAGCAGCAUAUGUGGCUUUGACAUCCCUAAGAACACCGUUAUUAUCCCCAACAUCUAUGGUGCUCACCAUGAUGACAGUAUUUGGGCACAGCCUUAUGACUUCCGGCCUGAUCGUUUCUUGGAGCCAGAACCGAGCCCACUAGGGAUCCCGUUUGGCUGUGGGGCCAGGAUAUGCCUGGGGGAGUCCCUGGCUCGCUUCGAGAUGUUCCUGAUCCUGGCCCAUCUGCUCCAGGCUUUCACACUGCUGCCCGCAGUCGAGGGUAGCCACACCCUGCCUUCGCUGAAGCCCAUCUUUGGGAUCAAUACAAGGAUCCUGGGUUUGCAGGUGCGGCUGCUGCCUCGGGAGGCCAGAGUGCAUCAAUAA